AUGGCUGCUUUAUUUCCUGGCGAUCCUUCCCACCAAGGAGUACAUGAAGGAAAUUAUAUGGUUUCUCAAGACAAUCUAGAAGAAGGUGGUUGCCGUUGGUAUUUAUCUAGAAAGGAAAUUGAAGAAAAUUCCCCUUCUAGACAAGAUGGCAUUGAUUUGAAGAAGGAGGCUUAUUUACGCAAGUCAUAUUGUACAUUUUUACAAGAUUUAGGCAUGAGGCUGAAAGUGCCGCAGGUAACCAUCGCUACAGCAAUAAUUUUUUGUCAUCGUUUCUUUCUUCGUCAGUCCCUUGUAAAAAAUGAUAGGAGGACCAUUGCUACGGUCUGUAUGUUUCUUGCUGGCAAGGUUGAAGAAACUCCUCGUCCGCUGAAAGAUGUAAUACUAGUGUCCUAUGAAAUCGUUCAUAAAAAGGAUCCUGCUGCUCUGCAGAGGAUCAAACAAAAGGAGGUAUAUGAACAACAAAAAGAACUAAUUUUGCUGGGAGAGAGAGUUAUUCUUACAACUCUUGGCUUUGAUCUCAAUUUACACCAUCCAUAUAAGCCCCUUGUUGAAGCAAUAAAAAAAUUUAAGGUUGCUCAAAAUGCAUUAGCUCAAGUUGCAUGGAAUUUCGUUAAUGAUGGGCUUCGGACAUCUCUCUGCUUGCAAUUUAAGCCACACCACAUUGCAGCAGGUGCUAUUUUCCUUGCUGCCAAGUUUCUCAAAGUAAAGCUCCCAUCUGAUGGUGAGAAGGUUUGGUGGCAGGAGUUUGACGUAACCCCACGCCAAUUGGAGGAGGUCAGCAAUCAGAUGUUAGAAUUGUAUGAACAAAAUAGACUGCCACCUUCUCAGGCGAGUGAAGCAGAAGGAAGUGCUGGAGGCAGUCGACCUCAGCCAAAAACUCCUGCAAGUGAAGAGCAUGUCACUGAUCGCAUCAAUUCGUCGAAGCCAGGAACUUUAACGUCAGUGAGGCCAGUUCCUGAUCAACCACAUGCAGAUAAUCACAAUGGGCAGCCAAGAAUGACUCAAAAUAAUGACCAUGUAAGAACCAACAUGAAUUCUGAAAUAAAUAGUAUUCCGGAUCACAAGGGAGAUGAGGAGAUUGAUGACAUUUAUAACCAUGAACGAGAGGCAUUACCUCAUGAGGGGAAUACGGGGGAGAUCCAGAAUAAAUCAGAGUCGGUUUUGGAUGGACAUGGUCAGGAACAUGAAGAAGGAAAUAUUGGGAGAACUGAAAGGAGGAAUUCUUUGGACGUGAAGGAUAAAUAUCAUAGCCGAAAUCCAGGCCCCGAGGAUGGUAAGGUUGGCCAGUCACCUCAAGAUGCUAUAAAAAAGAUCAACAGAGAGAAGGUUAAAGCAGCUCUUGAACGGAGAAAAGCCCGUGGGGACAUAACUCGUAAAAUGGAUCCUAUGGAUGAACUCGAAAGAGAAUUGGAGGAUGUUGAAUUGCCUGGUCAUAGUGAGAAGAUUAAGCAUGACAGAAAACAAAGCUGGUUCAAGUCUUCGAAGAGGCCAGAGCAUGGGAAUUCCCAUAAUGCGAAAUAUCCUGAUGAUGAUGGAGAUUUGCAUUACCAAGCAUUGAGAGGAAAGCCAUUCCAUGGGGGCUCUGUAGAAGAAGGGGAAUUGGAAUUGUUUGAUGAUGCCGACCAGGGAUAUCGGUCACCAAGGUCGAACAAUCGUAAGAGGAAGGCUAUUAGUCCUCGGACAAACAUGAACCCAAAACUUCUUGUUCAGGUUGUUGGCCUACCAUGCACCUGCUCGCUGCUCCUCGCUGCCUGCUAA
Messenger RNA from Fraxinus pennsylvanica, 1758 nucleotides. The record is from the annotation of a GenBank genome assembly. NCBI's taxonomy places the organism in Eukaryota, Viridiplantae, Streptophyta, Magnoliopsida, Lamiales, Oleaceae.